AUGACAGAACACGAAGAUUUAACAAUUGAAAAGAGUUCAGUCAUAGCAGUGCUUAAUGAAAAUGGUCGUUCAUAUUGGCUUGCGAAAGUUAUAAAUGCUGACGAUGAAAAUAAAAAUAUUGAGAUUCAAUAUUUCGAUCAUAAUACCUUUAAAAUCGAAAAUACAUCUACAGAAUUAGUUGCACGUGAAUCAAUAUUAUGUACGUUUGGCAAAAUUCGUCACAGUUGCAAACAAUUCAAAUUAUCGGAUGUUUUACAAGCAAAGUUAGUUACCCAGGAGGAUCAUUCCGACAAUCGGACCCAAUAA
This is a messenger RNA of Rotaria socialis, 306 nucleotides long. NCBI's taxonomy places the organism in Eukaryota, Metazoa, Rotifera, Eurotatoria, Philodinida, Philodinidae. The record is from the annotation of a GenBank genome assembly.